AUGAGAAAUGAAAUUUUCUCCCUGGGCUUUUUCCGGGCAGUGUUUGCAGAGUUUUUAGCCACUCUUAUAUUUGUCUUUUUGGGGCUUGGGUCUGCACUGCACUGGCAACCAUCUCUUCCAGGCAUCUUACAGAUUUCUCUGGCUUUUGGCCUGGCUAUUGGUACAUUGGUACAGGCCUUGGGACACGUUAGUGGGGCCCAUAUAAACCCAGCGGUCACUGUGGCAUUCUUGGUCGGGUCCCACAUUAGCAUACUGCGUUCCCUUUUUUAUAUUAUUGCCCAGCUUGUGGGUGCCAUAGCUGGAGCAGGCAUUCUUCAUGCAGUUGUACCUUCUAAUAUUCGAGGAAACCUAUCAAUCAAUGCGAUAUCCAAUGGGACCCCAGGACAAGCCUUUGCAGUGGAGAUUGUGCUGACUUUCCAACUUGUCCUCUGCAUUUUUGCAUCAACGGAUAGUCGGAGAACUGAUAACGUGGGGUCACCUGCCAUAUCCAUUGGUCUUUCUGUAACCUUAGGACAUCUUCUGGGGAUUUACUUUACUGGCUGCUCUAUGAAUCCUGCUCGAUCCCUUGGACCUGCAGCCAUCACAGGAAUCUUUGACUAUCACUGGGUGUUUUGGUUUGGACCUCUCAUCGGUGGCAUUCUUGCUUCAAUUAUCUACAACAUAGUCCUUUUCCCCCACAAUAAGAGUCUUUCAGACAGAAUCGCAAUCCUGAAAGGUACAUAUGAACCUGAAGAGGAGACAUGGGAAAACAGACAGGAACACAAGAGGCAAUCAGUUGAGUUAUACUCAGCAAACCCUCUGCCCAAGGUCACAGAGAAGUUUUAA
Molecule: messenger RNA, 825 nt
Organism: Spea bombifrons (plains spadefoot toad)
Lineage: Eukaryota; Metazoa; Chordata; Amphibia; Anura; Pelobatidae
Product: aquaporin-5-like
Exons: 4
Coding region: 1-825 (274 amino acids)
Biological process (GO): transmembrane transport
Cellular component (GO): plasma membrane; apical plasma membrane
Molecular function (GO): water channel activity
Source: RefSeq, a predicted model, not a curated record